Messenger RNA from Oreochromis aureus, 3583 nucleotides. It is a transcript of the gene s1pr2, whose product is annotated as sphingosine-1-phosphate receptor 2. The record is from RefSeq and is a predicted model, not a curated record. Gene Ontology annotation, molecular function: sphingosine-1-phosphate receptor activity. Gene Ontology annotation, cellular component: membrane. Bases 730 to 1851 code for a protein of 373 amino acids. Gene Ontology annotation, biological process: sphingosine-1-phosphate receptor signaling pathway. The transcript has 2 exons. NCBI's taxonomy places the organism in Eukaryota, Metazoa, Chordata, Actinopteri, Cichliformes, Cichlidae.
GCUCCAGAGUGGAGAGAAGGUCCAGAAAUCAGCUAAAAGGGCAUUUUCCAUAUUAAUUGCUGUCCGCAGAACUGCCUCGUUUUAGUUUUAUAUUUCAACAGCGAGACUCGCGGCUCUUCAUGGGAAUAUGACGUUUCCAUAAACUCCACGCCGCGUCUCGCGUGUGUGGGUGUGUGUCUGUGAGCGCGUAUUGCGUGAGUGCCUCAGUGACGCUCCACAGCCCAGUGGCUUAGUGUUGUUCUCGCAGAGCAGACAGACAGACAGACAGCUGGAUUAGAUCGACAGAAUAGAAACUGCUAGUUCUUCAUUUUUUUAAAACUUUUUUAACAUAAAAAGUCUGGUUUGACUUUCAUAACUUCUCUUUUUUUGGGGGGUGGGGGGAUCAUCGCGCGUUUUUGAACAGUUUCGUGGCGGCUCUCAAACCGGUAUGGAUUUGCCACUGUCUAGAGAAGGCACGCCGUGUGGUCCGCUACCAAAGUUUUGAUUGUCACCGUUGGUCUGGAGUAACAGAGGAAGGCGCUGAACUUUGACGCACACGUGAGGACACCUGAAGAAAAAUAUCAAACUGCCGGAGCGUCUCUUUACUCUGCUAUCUACCAUCUCUCAUGGGGUGACCCACAUAGAGCUUCUGAGACGUGACUGUAGGACAGUCUCCCUCCCAGCAUCCUUCCUGUCCUUUACUUAAAGGCAAAAACUACUGGCAUAGACACUCUGAGCAACACUGUGUGAAUGAAUCUUUGUCGUAAAGCCGUUGUGCAUUGCCGCCCUGUCAUCAUGGGGAGCAAAUAUUCCCAGUACUACAAUAAGACUGUGAUUCGCUUAUACUACACCUAUGCUAAAAACAUGACCGAGGAGGAAAUGAGGGAAGACAUUAAGAAAAAACAAAAAGAACAUCCCUCCGGUCUCGAAAUAUUGAUCAUCAUCCUUUGCACAUUCAUCAUCCUUGAGAAUCUGAUGGUCCUGACUGCCGUCUUCCGCAACAAGAAGUUCCAUUCGGCUAUGUUUUUCUUCAUCGGCAACCUGGCAUUCUCUGACCUGCUUGCAGGCUCAGCAUAUAUAGCCAACAUUUUUCUAUCAGGGGCAAAGACAUUUGAGCUGUUCCCAAUACAGUGGUUCAUCAGGGAAGGCACAGUGUUCAUUGCUCUGUCAGCUUCAGUCUUCAGCCUGUUGGCAAUAGCUAUAGAGCGCUAUAUCGCUAUCACCAAGGUAAAGGUGUACGGCUCCCACAAAACAUGCCGAAUGUUUCUGCUGAUCGGAGCUUGUUGGGUUACCUCCAUCCUUCUCGGAGGACUCCCCAUCAUCGGCUGGAACUGCAUCGACAACCUCCCUGAAUGCUCGGCAGUUUUGCCACUUUACUCUAAGAAAUACAUUGUGUUUGUCGUCACUGUUUUCAGCCUCCUACUACUCUCUAUUGUCAUCCUCUAUGUGAAAAUUUAUUUGAUUGUACGCUCCAGCCACCAGGAAGCAACCAACUCACAAGCCUAUUCCCUUUUGAAAACGGUCACAAUAGUGCUGGGAGUCUUCAUUGUCUGCUGGCUGCCCGCUUUUACAAUUCUCCUUCUGGAUUCGUCCUGCAGCAUAUAUUCCUGCCCUAUCCUCUCCAAAUCAAGCACCUUUUUUUGCAUUGCCACUCUGAAUUCUGCGCUUAACCCAGUGAUCUACACGCUGCGCAGUAAGGACAUGAGAAGGGAGUUCCUCCGUUUGAUUUGCUGCUGGGGCGUGCUGCAAAGUGGGCGGCCUUCUGAACGUUGUCUGGUCCCUCUAAAGAGUUCCAGCUCUCUGGAACACUGCACCAACAAACUUGAACACCAGAAAAUGCCUAUUAUGAAAGAAUGUACCACCUGCGUUUGAUAGGGUCCAAGGAUAUCAUGUGUAUUCGUGUGAGAAAGAGAAACGAGCUAGCACGUCCUGGAUCUAAGACAUGUGGGUGAGGCUGGGACAAAGCUGUCUUUGAGACACAGACUUAAAUCUCCUAUUACAGUUGAUACUGUGUGAAUUUAUAAUCGGUAUGCAAUUAAAAUCACCCAUGCAGCUGGUGUAAAAAUGCAAGAGGAAACCAACGUAGUAAGUGAGAAACCAAAACGUUCUUAUGGGUACUUUUCUCGAUUGUGGAGCAAACCAUUUUCACGUAUAUACCUACGAUCGUGUUCAUCUUUUAAAUGUGUUAAACCCUUUUAAAAGCCAAAAAUAAUGUGCAUAAUAUCAUAGUUAUGUAAUAGCUGUUUGGGACUUUCAAGAACUGUGUCAAUGCAAAGCUUGCAAAAUUGCACUUUGUAGUUUACUGUAGAGAUUUUUGCCCUGUGUAAGAUUAAACCACAUUACUCUUCCUCACUGAAAUAUGUAUGCAUUAAGCUUAAAGUUGCAUCACUCAUUAUUUACAGAGUCGAUGGCAGUGGUCAACUGAAACAAAAUGACUAAGUAGUCCUUUGACAAAACCAGGACUAUAUAUUCCCUAUAUAACCGUACCUUUUGAUAAACUACAACAAACUUGUGUAAUCUGCUCACAUUUAAUGCAUGAAACUCAGACUGUAAGUGCUAACGUGUAUGAUAUACUCCAGAUACGGCUUCCAUCACUAACACCCCUUCCCUUAUUUGUCCUCAUAAUCUGCCCCUCUUGCUUUUACUGUUGUCUUUUGUAUCUAAACAGUUUCCGUCAAGGAAGGCCUAAUCAGAAUGCACAUUUCCUUAAGGGAGUAGGCACAGAUGGCGAAUUUGACUCAAUAACAGCUGUUUGGCAGGUUUAACUAAAAGAACAGAUGCCCUUGCAGUGUUGUAGUAACAUAGAAUCAAUGUGCUGCCUCUGUUUGUGCCUUCCUCAUGGGGGCAAAAGGCUGAAUGUAUGUAUGAAGUGUUCGGGGCAUGUGCCCCAUUGUCGACAGUAUUAUUGAUCAUCAUUUGGAAUUACAAAGUCAUUGACAAACAGAGUGGGAUAAACAGGGUAGAUCACUCUUACUGUGAAUUUUCAAACAGCACCAUGAACAAGAAUUUGUUGUGACCAUCUUGGUUUAAUUUGAAAACCAUACGCCUUGUGCAACUAAAGAUCCAAACCUGUCUCAUGUUUCUCAAGACCCCUCACGUUGUCUACAAAAAAGGAGAAGAUCCGGUUUCAGACGCACGGGAGGUAUCUGCCCUCCUGGGAGGUCAGCUUCAUCCUCGUUCCCUGACAUCCUACAACACGCAACUUCCCUCAGCCAUAGGAAGUCCUAUUUUUUCAGCGUCCGGUUCCUGUUGUUUAGGCUUACUGUAACCUUCUUCCCAUGGACAUACAAUUAAAACUCUUCUCCAUGUCAGUGUUUUUAUUUUUUUUAUUUUAUUUUUUAUAUUUACUUCUAAAUUUAGAUGGACACGCACUUUGGCAGCUUCCGUGAUGUUUCCUUUCCCCCAUUUUUGAAAAAGAAUCUGUGUACCUAUGAGUUUGCCAACUUUUAUGUUAAAUAUAUAAAUAACUGUGUAUGUUUUGUAAGUAUGUAUGUGUCUUUGUACAGUAUGUAUGACUUUGUUUUAUGCAAUGUCUUGUGUGCAAUAGUUGUGUGUGUCCAGUAGCACGCUUCCUGUAUUAAAUUGGUACAAUCUGAAACACUAA